AUGUUUUUCAUCCUAGCCCUGGGCAUGGGGACAUGCUACUCGAUGAUAGGAUAUUCUUCCAACUCGAUAUCAAUGGUGAGUUACACUGUCACUCGCUGGCACAGUGCACAUACUGAUCCGCAGCAGCACGUUGGAUCAGCCGCACGCAAGGACUACUUCACCAAGAUCCUUCAAAACCCGGUUCCAUAUUUCGAUAAGGAAGAAAACGCCUCCGGUAGCGUCGCUUCUCGUCUAUCCUCGGACACGAAGCAGUUGCAGGAAUUCUGUGGCAUUCCAAGCGCCUUUCCGAUGAUUUCUGUCCUGAAUGUGACUGGCUGCAUGAUCAUCGCGUUCAUUUACGGCUGGAAGUUAUCUGCGGUCGGAGUCAUUGCCAUCAUGCCUAUUCUUGCUACUGCUGCGUAUCUGCGUGUCCGGUAUGAGCUGCAGCUGGAGUCACUCAACGCAGAGGUCUACGCCGACAGCUCCAGGUUUAUCAGUGAAGCUGUGAGAGCGUUCCGAACCGUCAGUGCGCUCACCAUGGAGGACUUUAUCAUCAACCGAUACAUCAAGCUUCUGGGUGAACAGAGGAUCAACGCCACCAGAAAGUUGUGGUUUUCGAGUGUUGUUUUCGCGUUCUCUGAGAGUAUGGAAUUUCUGGCGAUGGCGCUGUCAUUCUGGUACGUAUGGCAUUAUUGUCCAAAGAAAGAGGCUAACAGUGCCCUGAAUUGUAGGUAUGGGGGUCAGCUGUUAGCGUCUCGGGAAUAUGAUCCGGUAGACUUCUUCGUCGUCUUCAUUGCCAUCAUUCAGGCUGCUGCCUCAGCGGGAAUUUUUUUCAGCUUCGGCCCGGAUAUCGCACAAACACGGGCUUCUGUAGAACGAAUCCUGACCGAGGGUGCUAAUGUGGAGAGGCCGGAGAGCAAAGAAGACGGCUUGAUUGCGGCUGACGGCCCAGUCAAUCUAGAAUUCUCACGGGUGACCUUCCAGUAUGCUUCCCGUACAUCACCAACCCUAGAAGAUUUGAGCCUUCGCAUCAACGGCGGGCAGUUCGUCGCAUUUGUCGGGCCAUCUGGGUGUGGAAAGUCCACCCUUAUCUCCCUUCUAGAGCGAUUUUAUGAGCCAACGUACGGUAAGAUUAUCUUCGGCGGCCGAGACCUUAGAUCCAUAAACGAGUCUUCGUAUCGACGGAGAGUCGCGUUGGUUAGCCAGGAGCCGAAACUUUUCGAAGGCAGCAUUCGUGAAAACCUCCUUCUUGGUCUUGAACUUUCGCCAGAGGAGGUUGAAACAGAGAUGGUGCAGGCGUGCCGUGACGCUGAGAUUCAUGAUUUCAUCGCAUCAUUGCCCAACGGCUAUGCCACCGAAUUAGGGAUCAAUGCGCAGGUAUCACUCAGUGGGGGACAAAAGCAGCGACUCUGUAUUGCGCGGGCACUCAUGCGGUGCCCUUCCCUCCUUUUGUUAGACGAGGCAACAUCAAGCCUUGACUCGGAGUCUGAGCGCCUCAUUCAAAACUCUCUCGAGCGACUCGCAGGAAAGCGGAAUAUGAUCAUUAUCGCGGUGGCUCAUCGACUUGCUACCAUCCAGAACGCGGACUGCAUAUAUGUAUUCCGUGAAGGCACUGGAAAAGAAGGCUCGCGGAUCGUGGAACAGGGAACGCAUCAGGAACUCUUACAGAAGAGAGAGCUGUAUUUCCAGAUGGUAAGUUUGAGUGACCCAGGGAGAGUGUGGUGGCUGACCGAAACAGUGCCAAGCGCAGGCGUUAGACUCGUAAGAGGCCAAUAG
Molecule: messenger RNA, 1755 nt
Organism: Aspergillus calidoustus
Lineage: Eukaryota; Fungi; Ascomycota; Eurotiomycetes; Eurotiales; Aspergillaceae
Source: the annotation of a GenBank genome assembly